AACACCGGAAGCGCUAGAUAAAGCCGAGGUUGCAAAGUGCGUCACAGUGGCGAGCUGCUCAGAAUAAAAGGGAGACUGCAAUUCAGCGCCAAAACAUUCACCGGGGCGUGAAAACCAGACACACCGAGCUGUAACACGGGUCUGCGAACAUGGUGAAGAUCGCUUUUAACGCUGCCCUAGCCCAGAAGGGCCUAGGAAAAGAGGUCCCUUCCGCCGUGAAGGACCCGGAGCUGGCUGGUCCCCUGCCCCCCAGCGAGGGCUCCACAGGUCGCUGUCUUCUCACUCUGCUGGGCAUUGCCUUCAUUCUGAGCGGUCUCAUCGUUGGAGGGGCCUGCCUGUACCGCUACUUCACCCCCAAGCGGCUGUACCACGGCUCAAUGCAGUUUAAUGAUGGGUCUUCUGGAGGAGAGGCUCAGCCGUACUACCUGCCACAGGUGGAGGAGAAGAUGGAGAUCUCAGACAACAUGGCCGUCAUCAGUGUACCUCCACCACGCUUCAGACCAGGGGACCCUGCCUACAUCCUGCACGACUUCAACAGGAAGCUGACGGCCUACCUGGACCUGACCCUGCGCACCUGUUUCGUGAUUCCCCUGAACACCUCUGUCGUGCUGCCUCCUCAGGACCUCAUGGACCUCUUCUCACAGCUCAUGUCUGGGUCAUACCGCAGUUACCUGGUGCAGGAGGACCUGGUUGUGACUGAGCGCAUCGAGGACAUUAAACCUCUGGGCUUCUACAUUCGCCGCCUGUGUGAUGGGAAGGAGACGUACAGGAUGCAGCGCCGCGAUACCGUACAAGGUGGGGGCAUUGUGAAGCGCGCUGCCCAGGACUGCUUCACCAUCAGGCAUUUUGAGAACAGGUUUGUGACAGAGACCAGGAUCUGCAAGCCCUAAUGUUUUAAAGUAUUGGAGAUUAAAAAGAGGUUGAACCGGUAUAUUUGUGAAGUAGGUGAAUGAGGGUACAACCUUCAGAUGGAAACUACUUUUGUACAAAACAUUUCUGCUGCUUUAGCCUGAGUGAAGUUGUGAUUUAUGUUACAGUGUUUGAUCUCUUCUUUAUCUGCUGCUUCCACUAUAGAGAUCAUAGGUCAUUAUGCUUACAAGUAUUUCAAAUAGUCUUUAAUGCAUCCGCCAGCUCAUAUAGGUAGAGGUGAGUAUAAGUCUCCUGACAUUUGGCUUAGUUUAUUUCAAUGCUUCUCAGCUUGUUGUUUUGAUAGUGUUACUUCUUCCUAUUCACACUAUAGACAAGAUUGUACAUCCUGAGAAAUUGUUUAAACUUAAUUAUCUCCCUAAAUGUGACCCUACUGUUCUUGCACUAACUCAAUGUAACCUAAAGGGGGAGUAAGUGAUCUCUUUUGGCAUAAUUAUAAUCAGAUUCUUUAUUAGUACUUUUAAGUGUUGGCAGUUGACUUGUUUAUAUACACGUUCAUAUGGGAUAUGCCCAUAAUUCUAGUUUUGUUCCAACUGUAUCCUCUGUGAAGUGAUGCUGGUCAAGUUUCUUCCUAUUGGUCAAAGUAUCUACAAUGUAAUUUGCAGAUUUUUUUUUUUUUUUUUUAUCAGAUCCCCUUCCAUAUGCAACCUACUCCACUUAUUCAGGUUUGGAAGUGGUAAAAAGAGUACCCUGUCUUCUGAUUCAGGAUUUCAGAUAAUUUAUUUUAUUAUCUCUUAUGGCUGGUGUAGUCCUAAAAUAUUGGACUAAUUUAGUAAGUGUAACAUGGAACUUGGAAAAUCAGAUAUUUUUUUGGAAUUUAAAGUUGCACUGUGUAACUUUCAAGUGAAGGAUCCACCACAUUUUUUGUAUCCAUGGAGAUUUUAUUGUUUUUGUCUGGAAUGUCCCAUGUAUGACAUCAUUUAAUAUCUUGCAUUUAUUAAAUAGCAUGUACUUUUAACAGAACUAAAAAUGCAUUGCUGUGAGUAGGCUCACCACGCUACAGUUCUGAUCUGUAACUUAGCAUGGUGCUAUCAUCUGCUUGUCUCCCUAAAGAUGGAGAUAGUAUAAUUCCAUACAGUGAAAAUUCCUAGGCAAAGUAAUGAGAUCCAUAGAGACAAGUGGAUGCUGGACCCUCAUCUUGAAAAGUUACCCAGGCAUCUUUAACUACAGCCAUAUUGAUGUUUGAUUGACUAGGUUUUGGGGGCAUUUAUUGUACAUAUACCUAUUCAAGUGUAUACACUACAGUUUGUUAACAAUAAAAGACACUGCAUAAUUGCAUAUGCUGAAUAUAACGCCAAAUUUGCAGAAGCACUUACUUCCCCUGAUGAACAUCGUCUACAUUCUUACCAUAGAUUAUAUAUAGUCUAUAAUUCUUCUUAACCGUUAAAAGGGUCUGUCUUGGUACUGUGCACAUGGAUGUCCAAGCACAAACCACUCUCAGUCACGGUGUAGUUAUUUCCCAGAAUGCUUCUACAUCUCUGAAGUCCUGCUGUUACAUGUAAAUGAUGGUGACCAGUGUUUGUGUUCAAUGUGUAAAAACUUUAUUUGUGAAAGAGCACUUGACAAAUAGCCAUUGAAGCACAUAAGGGCAAAGAUUUUUCCUUUUUAAAUCUCUUAUUUGAAUGUGAUGUUUAUGUUGUAGAAAAUAGGUCUAAUAUUUGCUUAAUCCUUAAUAUCUGAAGAUGUAUGUUGCGGAAAAACAUGCAAUAAAUUUGCAUUAAACCCAAACAGGAUGUGUUUUAAAUUCAUAGUCCUAAGAAGCAAGUUAUUUAUCUGUAACAUAUGUUUUCUGCAUUAAAGCCACAGUAUGUAACGUUUUAGUCAAAAAUUAGACUAAAAUAAAAGCAUGUUUUUGCUAUUUGGUUGCAGACAUGCCUAUCCACAAACCUGACUCAUAUUUGGUCUGGAGCAGGCACUCCUGCUUGUUUCCAGGGAAAUGUUGUUCCUAUGGCUGUAAUCUUCCAUCAUAUGGCAUAAAACGUAUCUUUCUCUAAGAACAAUGUUUCAAAGUAAAGUAUGGUUUUAACUUUCUAUUUCCAUGGACUCAUGCAGGUGACGUGCCACCCCCUGAAAGUUGCAUACUGUACCUUUUAAAUGUCUCGUGAUCAUAAUUAGCAAAAGAGUUCUUCAAAAUGUCACCACAUUUUGUAUUUUAAGCCAUGUAUACAAAAUGUAUGUAUUAAUCAAAACCUUUUGUAGGUGGUUAUUAUAAAAAAGUAAAAUAAAGUGACUUAUUAAAAGCAUAGUUUUGUACAUAGUUACUGUUUUACUUACUGAUGUCAGUGGUGCAGAUAGUGGCUCAGUUCUAAGUCUAAAGCUCAGUAUGCAGAAAGUACAACAAAAUACAUGCAUAAAAUAAAUAUAUUCACAUAUUAUUUUCACAUACACCAGUCAGACAAAACAUUAUGACCACUGAGAAUAAAAUCAUUUGGUCUCAAAAAUAAGGUUGGCUUUGAGUUUCACAAACAACAGACUAAGUGCUGCAAUCAAGUAUUUAAAGGUGCACUAGCUAAGAUUUAUAGUGGAAGGUCUGCCAUCUGCUUGUUGUCAUGGUGAUGGUGUUAUAUCUUUGCCUAGAAUGUUCCACACUAAACCUUUCCAUGUAAGCCGAUCUCCAUGGAGAUUAUGUCAAAAUAUCAGAGGUGGAGUAGUUUGUAUGUUUGUUUGUUUAUUAUUUUUAUUUUAUUUUUUACUGUUUAAAUUAUCUAUUACUAUCGAGUGAGAAUGACCUAAGCCAGGCAUGCCCAAACUGUGGCUCAGGGGCCAAAUGCGGCCCUCACACCAAUUUUUCUUGGCCCUCAAGCUUCCAGGUGAAUUGGCCCAUAUUACCUUAAACAGUACUUUUUACUGUACAUUUCUGAAAAUCUAUUUACUGCCCAUCUCAAAUAAUUUAUGUGGCCCAUUGAGGAUGUAAGCUUGAAUAAAGGUCUAGUGAUUCAGUCUAACUUAUUCCUCCCCGAGUCUGCACUCUUUGGUCCGCUACACCCACCGUUACGACAGGCCCUUAAUGAGAAAAAUGUUUGGACACCCCUGGCCUAAGCAGAGAGCACAGACUGUAAGCAUGCAUAGACAUGCUACAUACAGCAUAUAGAUCAUAUCCAUCCAAUGUGAUCUUGUGUAAAUCUUGGGUCUGAAUUUGAGGAACACACAUUGUGUACCACAAAGGCCAGUAUGAUCUAUUUGCUCAUCUGACAUCUCUGUUUUCUUCAGCAUAGAGACUUUGUUAAAACACAGUCAUGGCGGACUCCCCAUGAGAAAAGUUACACAUUAGUAUUCAAAGAAUCAGGUACUUUGACAUGAAUAGGGGAAGUGAGUUCCAGAUUGCUUUCAGAAAGAUAAGAGGGGUUUGGUCACCAUGCUAGCAGCCUAUAGAGCAGCUGGUCACAAUGUCCUGCCUGAAAAGUGUUAUCUCAAGUCUUAGUGGUUUUAUCCAAAUAUAACUUAUUCAAUUAUAAUUCAUUAUACUUCAUCAGCUCGUUUCUGUAGUAUCGCCUGUUUGCAUGUCUUCCCCUGUUAUGCAUGACAUUCUCCUACUGAAAGUCAAUCCAUCUGGGAUUUCAUGUUUACUUAACCUCCUCCAAAACUCAUCUGUCAUGAAGUAGUACAUAAGAGGAUCAAGGCCACAGUUCAGACUGGCCAGGCACAGAGUAAUGGGAUGGCAACGUAAUACAAAAUCUCUGAGCGCGCAGUUUUUUAAAGAGUUUGAUUUCACCAAAAAGUCUAAAGGCAUUGUGAUAUGGUAUGGGACAAAACAGAUCAAGAAUACACCUGCACAACUAAGGACCAUUCUUAGUGCUCUUCGUUUCUCUCCACGGUCUGGGAUGGCUUCUGAUGCUGGAUGUCGCAAACUCCAAGCUGUUAAACAAGUGCAACAGAUCACUAGAACUAAAGGUAUUACAAAUCCAAUGAGUUCUGCGAUGAUCAACAGUGCCCAAGCACCAGGUGGGCUAAGGUUUCUCAUUGGAAGCUCCGCAAAACAAACAAUGUUGAAUUUAUGGCUGUCUUUAAAAUGGUCAAGUCCAUUGCUGAUAGAGUUUUGACUGUCUUGUGCGGAGGGGCUUCGGAGCAAGGGGAAGAGGAGGCAGGCCAUGCAAACGAAGAACCAUCCCAAAGCACAAAUGAGUAUGUCCCAUUUGCGACGUGCCGCGUUAUACCGUAGGGGGCGCAUGAUGAGUUCACACCUCCGCACGCUUACACAAACCAGGAAGAAGAUGGAGGCGUACAUGUUGACGUAUUUGAGAUAGAAGCAGAUCAUGCAGAGGUGGUGUCCAAAGGGCCAGCUGUUGUUCAGGUAAUAGUAGAUCCGCAAUGGGAGAGACAGCACCUGAAAGCAGCACAGACAAGUGUUUUGUAACUUUUUAGGCCUAUAUCAAACAAAAAAUCACUUGCAUAAUAUCAUAAGUAAUAUUUUGACAUAAAGUAACACCGUGUAACUUUUUGGAGGUGGCAUGGUUGCAUGAUGCCAUGGAAAUUUAAAACUAUACUUCAAAACAUUCUCUAUGGAGGUUUGUUUGAUGCUAUACUGUGGAAGAUUAUAGUGACAGAGACAUGGAGGAAAAGGCCCUCCUCCAGGUCAAAUCAGAUUUGCCUAUGUUUUUCAGUGCAAUAAAAA
Messenger RNA from Periophthalmus magnuspinnatus, 5539 nucleotides. RefSeq names its product integral membrane protein 2A-like. The coding region runs from base 150 to 890 and encodes 246 amino acids. Gene Ontology annotation, cellular component: Golgi apparatus; extracellular exosome; plasma membrane. The record is from RefSeq and is a predicted model, not a curated record. Gene Ontology annotation, molecular function: amyloid-beta binding. The transcript has 6 exons. NCBI's taxonomy places the organism in Eukaryota, Metazoa, Chordata, Actinopteri, Gobiiformes, Gobiidae. Gene Ontology annotation, biological process: negative regulation of amyloid precursor protein biosynthetic process.